AUGCAAUCUCACCUCACUAGAAGGGUUUUCCGAGCAAUACUGAACAAUGAGCCGCUGUCUUCCUCAAAAUGCCGUCAUCGCUUACUACAAAAUCUUCAAAUAUACCGAUCCCGAGGGCCAGUCGUCACCAGUACCUAUCACCUCCAGCGACGUGAGUUUUUCGCAUUCAGCGUGGGACCGUCCACCACCCCCCAGCCUGCGACUCUGCCAUCGGAGGCUGGCCUUAAACCAAUGAGUGAUCUGAUGAGAGCGAUGCGUGACAAAAGCAGGGGGCCUGCAGUGAGUGUUCUUGCGAAGGCUUUUCAAGAUUUCUUUGCUGCACGAGCGGACAUUCCUGGGGUCAUCACGGGCUUUCAAGCCCGUUUGCUCGUCGUGACUUGGAAGCACUUGCGAGCUAAUGAGGGCGACCUGGACCCUGAAGAUUGGAAAUUGAUAUUUUCUACCGAGAACCUGGAGAAUGUGCUAUUCGUUCUGUCCCAAGCAAAAUGCCUGCCGGAAUCCCGUGAGGUAAUCCAAAGAUUAGCUCGCUACGUAUUUUUAGAACUUUGUGCAGACCAUGGGUUUGGCCCCAACCAUAUAGGUCGACCCGCACUUAUUGCCUAUAUCAACAUCCAGGCUUUGAAUGGCAACCCAGAAGGAGCAAGGCAUGUCGUUGAGAAGUUCUGGAACAGGCUUUCCAAAACCAAUCCCUCCCCUUGGCUUACAGUCCUGAAGGGGUUUGCUAUAAAUGAAGAUAGACGUCUCCUCAGACGGACAACUGAGAGCCUUCACGACUUUGGCAUAAAAUUUGACCCUGCCUCCCACGAAGAGUUGCUCAAAGUACUCAUUGGACAAGAUCUCCUGGCUGCAGUCAAGAUAAUGUACGAGUGCCCUUUGUUUGAUGGAUGGGAGCCUACCCUAGCUACGAAAGAAGCUGUUAUCGAAUAUGCAAUCCUACGUUCAGAAACAGCGUGGGCCGAGCCUAUCUUUGAGUCGCUUUCGCAAAGACCGAUUACAGAGACCAUGAGUAUCACGUUGCUUUGGGAAGCAGCCCAUGGACAAGAUUCGUCUGCAGUCGUGGAAAAAAUCAGAAUUUUAAUGCAAAAUAAUCCAGAAGCCAAAGCAUCGCUCACGAUAGGAUGUGUGAACAACUUGAUGGCGUAUGCCAAUUUUACCAACAAACCUCAAUUGACUGCUGAGUAUGCUGCUAUGAUCCCGCGUUGGGGUCUGCAGCCCAAUUCUCAGUCGCAUCUAUUAGAACUCGAAUCUUAUAUACAAGCUGGUGACGUGGAAAAAACGCUUGGCCACGUUCGGGGCUUACAUGACAUCAACGACAUGGCUUCUGAGAAUAUGUCACUGAUGAAUAAGUUGAUAACAAUGCUUUGUUUGUCGGGCCAGGGGGAUGCCGUAUUCGAUCAGGUUUCAGCCUUUCUUGACCCAUUGUUUGAGAAUAAUGUUCGAUUAGAGCCUGAGACGCUGGCGGCACUAACCCAUAUGUUGCUCUACCGUCGUGACUGGGAGGGGGCAUCUGACCUCCUUCGACCGCGCCUGGCAUUAUAUGAUGAUGAGGGAAGAUCGAAGAUACGUAAAGCGCUCACCGAAUACAUCUUGGACCUUAACCAAGAUGGCGCAGAUGCAUGGGAGGUGUACGGGUUACUGCAGCUGGCGUUCCCCGAAGCAAGCGUAAGCACGCGAACCGAUAUUAUGACAGCAUUUUACCGAAGAAACCGGAGUGACCUAGCCUACCUGGUGUUCGGGCAUAUGCGGCAGGCGGAAGACUUUGCUCGGCGCCCAAAGCCAGACACCUAUACUAAAUGCUUCCGGUGGAUAGCUCGGACACGUGAUGCAGAACAUCUGGUGCUUGUUCACAACAUGCUCAAAUUAGAUGUUGAGGUUGACCUCAACACCAAGUUGCUAAAUGGGCUAAUGCUCGCUUACGCAGCCUGCGACAUGCCCGAGAAAAGUAUGGAGGUGUUCCGCCAAAUCCUCCAGUCGGACGAAGGUCCCACGCAUAAGACAGUCGCAAUCUUUUUCAAAUUAUGCGGGAAACACCACAAUGGCACUCAGGAGGCAAUGAAGAUGAUGCAGAAAGUCAAACUUCUUGAAAUUGAAGUGGAUCGGCGGCUAUACAUGGCAUUUGUCGAAGCUCUCGCUGCGCAAUGUGAAUUUGACCUUGCUGUAGAGGCUAUCGAUAAGAUGCACAGUGAGACAGGGUACCUACCGAAUUAUAACUCCAUUGGCCUUUUCUACAACGCAGUUCCAUAUCAGUACUGGAAAGAUGAGGUGGAGAAAUGGGCCAGGGAGAAAUACCCAGAACUAUGGGCGCAACUCAGUGAGAUUGAGCGCACGGAGGAAGAAGAAGGAUUAAAGUUUAAUAUCACCGGCUACGAAGUCGUUGUCUAA
Molecule: messenger RNA, 2382 nt
Organism: Aspergillus oryzae RIB40
Lineage: Eukaryota; Fungi; Ascomycota; Eurotiomycetes; Eurotiales; Aspergillaceae
Product: putative mitochondrial respiratory complex I chaperone (Cia84)
Exons: 2
Coding region: 1-2382 (793 amino acids)
Molecular function (GO): protein binding
Source: RefSeq, a predicted model, not a curated record